This is a messenger RNA of Cotesia congregata, 403 nucleotides long. The record is from the annotation of a GenBank genome assembly. Lineage: Eukaryota; Metazoa; Arthropoda; Insecta; Hymenoptera; Braconidae.
AUGAAGGAUUGUUGUGUUUGCCAAGAAAACAACUCAAUUUAUAAAUGUCCAAUCUGUGUUCAAUUUUAUGACUUGUUGUAAGUCUCACAAGGAAGCUGGCUGCGAAGUUCCACUGGCCAAAGUAUCAGCAGAGCCUCAUGAAUCUAUUAAAUAUAAUUUUCCCACCGAAGACACAGUGCCGCGGGAAAAACUAGAAUUGCUUGGUCACAGUGAAGAAGUAAAAAAAUGUUUGGAGAAUCCCCAUGUUCGUGAUAUUGCUCAAGCUAUACUAAACAAUCCGAAUCCAACAAAAGCAAUUGCUUUAGCUAUGACUGAGCCCAUUUUUGUUGAACUCGCAGACGCUUGUUUGAGAGUCGUCGAACCAAUUGAUACAAUGAACAGGAUUAUUAGCAACAUAAUACUC